Chenopodium quinoa (quinoa) is the source of this 3023-nucleotide messenger RNA. RefSeq names its product G-type lectin S-receptor-like serine/threonine-protein kinase LECRK3. NCBI's taxonomy places the organism in Eukaryota, Viridiplantae, Streptophyta, Magnoliopsida, Caryophyllales, Amaranthaceae. Bases 337 to 2763 code for a protein of 808 amino acids. The record is from RefSeq and is a predicted model, not a curated record. The transcript has a single exon. Gene Ontology annotation, biological process: protein phosphorylation. Gene Ontology annotation, molecular function: ATP binding; protein serine/threonine kinase activity.
UUAGUACUCGACCACAAAGGUGAAAAGAAAAUUUGUUAGGCUCACAAAAGAAAAUAUAUGUUCCUUGGUGGGGCAAAAAAGACUCGACUUUUAGUCAUGAAAGUUGUUCAGAAAGGGAGGUUUAUAGAUGUGUGAAAAAUGAAAAAUCAGCAAAUCAACAUUAAUUUGAGCGAUGAGGGCACUUAGAACUUGAAGGUAACGGCAGGGACCACAAAGCAUUUUUUCCAGAUGAUAUUUUUCAACUAAUUUGGAAGACUCGUUUGACUCUGGAGUUGAAUAAAAUUCUGGCUUACAGAUAUACAAUCAAUGUUCCCCUACUGCUUGUAAAAAUCAGCAAUGCUCCAAAUAGUUUCGCAAAUGGUUUGGGCUCUAUCUAUUCACCUAGCCUUCUUUACACUAAUCCUCCUGCAAUCAUCCAUUGUUGCUGACCGAAGUGCCAACAACAUAUCAGUUGGCACCUCUUUGUCAGCCAACAUAAAUACCCCUUCAUGGCUUUCACCUUCAGGUGAUUUUGCCUUUGGUUUUCAUCAAUUACCCAACACCAAAAAUCUGUUUUUGCUUGCUGUUUGGUAUGCAAAGAUCCCAAACACGGUUGUCUGGCAUGCAAAUGAAGGUAACCCCGUUCCCCAAGAAUCGACAGUAACACUAACUGCUGAAAAGGGAUUAGUCCUCAGUGAUCCAAGAGGCAGUCAGCUUUGGAGUACCUUGGAUGAGUUGUCUGGUUUUGUAGGCUAUGGAUUUAUGAAUGAUACCGGAAAUUUCGCCCUCAAGAGAAGCACAGACAAUGAGAUAAUAUGGCAAAGCUUUGCGCAUCCUACAGACACCUUGCUGCCAACCCAGGUCAUGGACUCAAAUUCGGUGGUUAAUUCUCGGUUAUCAAAAACUAGUUUCACAACAGGGAGGUUUCAAAUGCGUUUCCUCGAUGAUGGGAAGCUCGUGCUUAAUACCAGGGACCCAGCUACAAACUACAAUUAUAGUUAUUUCUACUAUAUCAGUCACGCCACUGACACUGUAAAUUCAUACAACUCAGGUGAGAAGGUGGUUUAUGAGGAAUCAGGGCAUAUGUUUAUCCUCCUAAAAAAUGGCGCAAAGGUUCAUCUCACACCAAAUCAGUUAAAACCAGCCAAAAAUUAUUAUCACAGAAUGACUCUUGAUAUUGAUGGAGUUCUCACCUGGUAUUACCACAGAAGAACUUUUACCGAGGAAAGCAGUGCUGUUUGGUCAACAACAAAAUUGAUUCCAGACAAUAUCUGUGAUAGUUUUGGCGGUUCAACAGUUGGCAGUGGAGCUUGCGGGUAUAACAGCAUUUGCUGGAUCGGUGAAGAUCGCAGACCAAGGUGUGGAUGUCCACCAAAUUAUUCUCCAAUAGAUCCUCAUGACAUGUUCAGCAGCUGCAAACCAGAUUUCCAGAUGGAUCAGUGUGAAGAAACGGCAAAGGGUAAAUAUAAGCUAAUUAAGCUACAAUAUACAGAUUGGCCACAGGCUGAUUAUGCCAUACUUAGUCCUUGUAGUGAAAAGUCCUGCCAGAGUUUUUGUUUCGAUGAUUGCUUUUGCGCUGCUGUAAUUUAUGAACGAAGCACAAAAAUGUGUUGGAAAAAGAAGACACCACUCUUCAAUGGGAUGAAUGGCAGUAGAGUGACUAGAAUCGCGUGGCUUAAGGUAGGCAACGGUUAUUCUUAUACCAACGCACUCAGUGCUGUUGUUUCAGUUCUGUUAGGUGGCUCUAUUUCUGUUAAUUUCUUUCUAUUGAGUACCAUGGGUUUGGGAUUCUACUAUAUAUACAAGAAGAUGCAGCUACAAGAGGUUGAUGUCAGAACUAGUAAAAUGCUUAAGGAGUACAGCAAUGUCCAUUGCUUCAGCUACCAUGAGCUUGAAGAGGCAACAAAUGAGUUCAAGGAAGAAUUAGGAAGAGGGGGUUUUGGUAUAGUUUACAAAGUCAUAAUAGGUAAGAAAGAUUCUCCAUUUUAUGUUGCAGUAAAGUUGUUGGAUCAAAUAUUCAAUGAUGCGGAUAAGGAAUUCAAAAAUGAAGUAAAUGUGAUAGGCCAAACUCACCACAGGAAUCUAGUUCGGCUUGUAGGAUUUUGCAAGGAGAAAGAUCAGAGGCUACUUGUAUAUGAAUAUAUGAGCAACAGUACCUUAGCAGAUCAUCUGUUUGGUAAUAUGAGACCAAGCUGGACAACCAGGGUUCAAAUUUCUUUAGGAACUGCAAGGGGGCUCUUGUAUUUGCAUGAAGAGUGCAGUUCCCAGAUCAUUCACUGCGAUAUCAAGGCCCAGAACAUACUACUUGAUGACAAUCUAAAUCCUCGUAUUUCUGAUUUUGGUUUGGUGAAGCUGUUGGACUUAAAUCAGUCCCAAACAACUACUGUAAUCAGAGGGACAAAAGGAUAUGUUGCCCCUGAAUGGUUUAGAAACAAGCCAGUUACAGCAAAGGUGGAUGUGUAUAGCUUUGGGGUUUUGCUAUUAGAGAUCAUAUGUUGUAGACGAUGUGUAUGCCUAGAGCUCAUGGAAGAGGAGAAGCAAAUUCUGACAGAUUGGGCAUUUGAUUGCUAUCAAUUUAGCACACUAGAGUCUCUGGUUAGUGAUGACAUGGAGGUGCACAAUGACAAGUUACAAUUGGAGAGGUUUGUGAUGGUUUCUCUUUGGUGUAUCCAGGAAGACCCACGUCUACGACCAACAAUGAGAAAGGUCACACAGAUGCUUGAAGGCAUUGUCCAGGUGCCAAACCCUCCUUACCCACCCUCAUACUCAAUUACUAGCCAAUGAUAGAACACUUGGAACCUCAAGCAUUACAGUUUAACUUCUGGUUAUUUUUACUUUUGUUUUGUUGAACUUCUGAGCAUGAUAUAUACAUUUUCUUUCCAUGUUAGAUAAUUCUAUUUAUCUUUGGAACAAUUUUAAACCUUAUACUUUUGUAGAAGAAUUAGGGACUGCAAAAACUACCAUAUUUGUAAUUAGCAACAACUGUCUUAUACAGUAUGUUGCAGUACAUUAUUUUCUCUCUAACUGAUGCAGCCUUUCUCUAG